Molecule: messenger RNA, 180 nt
Organism: Rhizoctonia solani
Lineage: Eukaryota; Fungi; Basidiomycota; Agaricomycetes; Cantharellales; Ceratobasidiaceae
Exons: 2
Coding region: 1-180 (59 amino acids)
Source: RefSeq, a predicted model, not a curated record
AUGUCGAUGGACAAAGUUGCUAGCCCUCGCUUCAGCACACGAAUUGGAAAUCUGGAUCCUGAGCGCCAUGUUACCGUCUGUGGAACGACCUGCUCGGCUCGGCGCAAGUCAACCUUUGGGUUUAUCACAGCGAUCGCCUGCUUGUCGAUGGAACCAGACCAAGGGCGGUUUGCAAAUUAG